Messenger RNA from Trypanosoma cruzi, 849 nucleotides. RefSeq lists its product as uncharacterized. The record is from RefSeq and is a predicted model, not a curated record. The annotation marks the transcript as partial. The transcript has a single exon. Lineage: Eukaryota; Euglenozoa; Kinetoplastea; Trypanosomatida; Trypanosomatidae.
AUGUGGAUGGCCUUGCGUAAUCAUUCAUACAUGCAGCAUUCCUUUUUUUUCUUAAAAAAAAAAACCCCGGGGAUACCAAUGUUAAGUCUUUUUUUUUUUUCUUGCGUGUCUAUUGCGAGGUGCUGUCGCAAAGCAAUGGAGGCGAAGUUGGAGGCUGUUGUCGCAGCUCUGCAUGGACGAUUUGAUAAAAAUGGGUCCUUCUCUCAUCCAUCGCAUGCUUACGGUAUUGCGUGGGAGUUGGUGAACGCCCUGGCUGCGACGGAGCGUCGGUGUCAGCUGCAGCGUCUCCUUUUGCUCUUCGAGGAGAAUCGAGAUGACUACACGGUGGGGCAAAUUGUUUCCGCUGGGUCUUUGGUGCGUGCAUGCGGCCUUUUGCUCGAGCACGACGUGUGGCGAUGGGAGCGAGCGAUGCAUUCGAUACUUGUGUCACACCCACCUUUUUCGAGGGAUGUCGUCUCGUCCGUCUGUUUUUGCGUUGCGCAGAUGGCAGUGUGCGGCGACUCCGUUGCGUUGAUUGGAGUGGCUGGGGCAUCGCUACAGAACACUGCUUUGGGUGAAUCUUUGCCGGAGGAGGUUGCGAGUGAGCUGCUGGCGGAGUGUACCGACGUUCUUGUGAGGCGGCAUCGGGAGGAAGAGGAGGAAAAGGAGGAAGGAGACACGAAUGAGGGAAAGGACCCGAGAGGAAAAUCUUCUUCACGCCGUGCGGCGCUGAGGGAUGCGUUGAUUGGGUACGCACUGGAUGCGCUCUCGUGCAAACGUGGGGCUGAGGCACUGAGUUCUCUUCUUUCUUGUCGUGUGUUGAUACCACUACUUCUCUCCGGCGGCCACCAGUCGCUUGAAAGCCACCAU